AGAAAAGUAAACAGUGGAAAAGCAGGCAGGCAUAUCACAUAUGGGUCUUCAUCCAACGCAUGAAUCUACUUAUUACUGCUUCUAAUUAUAAUUAUAAUUAAUUCCCUCAAACAAAUUUCAUGAAUUAUUAUUAUUAUUACUGCCAUUGCCAAGAAGAUAAAAAGAAAAUAAACAAAAACAAAAAUACUAGAGAAAAGCUUGCUGAGAAGCAAAGAAGAAAGCUUCUUCUCCUUACCAAAUGCUCUGCUCUGCUCUCAACUUUCACCUUUCCCUCCUCGCAAUCCAUCUUUCACGUGCUUCUUGUCUGCGUUGCUGUAUACCCCACCCCACCCCACCCCACCCAUGAAUUUAUGUUAAUUGUAUUCAUUUUUGCUAGGGGUUGAGUUGAUCUACCGAUCUCUACAUUCCUUGAUCUACUCAAAUGCGGGCAGAUCCGGGUUUGGGUUUCCACUUCCUAGCUCCGGAAUUCUCUGAAUUUGAACACUUUUUGGUGGGUUGCGAUCUCCCCAGUAGUAGAGUUGAAAAGUUGAAGCCGUUUGUCUUUGCCGGCGGUAAGUCAAAGGGCACUGUUAAAUUCUGCUUCUUUGCUUGAAGCUCAAGCCUUUCUCGCGAAUUCUGCAGUUGAAAAGUUUGAAUUUUGGCUUGAGGGUAGCUAGCUAGCUUGCUUGCUUGCUUGCUUUGUGUAGUGUAUGGUUAGGUUAGGGUUCAGAGACCUUCAGGGCGUGAAGUAUUAGUUUUUUAAUCGAAUUGUGAUUGAUUUGCACUUGAGUUCCACUGUUACUGCUUCGCAUUUGGUUACUGUGAUUUGGGUUUUAUUGGUAACUAUAUUGGGCAUUCUUUGCUAUCUUUAGUUGGGAAGUCUCUUAAUGGUUAAUUGUAAAGGAAAUUUUGAGGAGCUUUGCAUUAUAUCAGAUUUAGCUGGUGAAGGAGUGGAAUAAGGGGUUAUAUGUUAGUGUUCUGGUUCUGCAUAUUCUCACUUUGAUGUGAAUGUGGAUUGGAUUGGAUUAUUAUGUUCUUUGUCAAGGAAGUUUAGCUGGAUCCCAGUUCAUGAGGCAUCUUAGAGGAAUUUUUUGAUUACCCGACUUAGAGUACUGAGAAAUGCCUCCUUCACCGGCAAUGAGACGUUCUCCUGGAAGGGAAUUCAAGACAGAAAAUCACAAGAGAGGCCGCAGUCUAGAAAGCUCGAUCGCUUUCAGGGAGAAGGAUGAUGACCUUGCUUUGUUCAAUGAGGUGCAAAGCCGAGAAAGAGAGAAUUUCUUGCUUGACACCAAGGAUGACUUUGAUGACAUAUGCUCAACUAAAUUUAGAUACUUUUCGGACUAUAAGCUUGGGAUAUCCAUUCCUGCUCGCGGAGAGAGCAGUGAGCUGCUUAAUGCCGAGGGAGACAAGAAUGAUUAUGACUGGUUAUUAACUCCACCGGAUACUCCUCUUUUUCCUUCCUUGGAUGAUGAGACACCACAAGCUAAUGUUGCACAGAGGGGAAGACCUCGAAGUCAACCCAUUUCAAUCUCCAGGUCAUCUACGAUGGAGAGGAGUUAUAGAAGUAGCAGAGGUAGUGCGAGCCCGAAUCGCCUAAGCCCUUCUCCUCGGUCUUGCAAUAAUACAAAUCAGACAAGAGGCAGGCCUUCUUCUCCUUCCCAUUCAAGUCCACCUCCAAGUUUGCGACAUGCUACUCCUACGAGGAGACCAUCUCCCUCACCCAAUAAACCCUCAACACCUCCUCCGAGGUCUUCUACCCCAACUCCUAGAAGACUGAGCACAGGUUCUAGCGCUACUUCAGCUGCCACCAGGGUGAGGGGUACAUCCCCUGUUAAGACAAAUAGAGGAAACUCUGCAUCACCUAAGAUUAGGGCAUGGCAAUCUAAUAUUCCAGGAUUUUCCUUGGAGGCACCUCCUAACCUUCGUACUUCCUUGGCAGACCGACCAACAUCAUAUGUUAGGGGGUCCUCGCCAGCUUCAAGAAAUGGAUCCAGGUCAGCCCGAAAGUCAAUGUCCCCAGCUAGAAGUGUUAGUUCAACAUAUAGUCAUGAACGGGACCGAGUUAGCUUUUAUAGCAAAGGUUCAGUUGCAUCAUCUGGUGAUGAUGACACAGAAUCUCUACAAUCAAUUCCCAUCACCAGUUCAGACCCUUCAGGUCCGAGAAGCUCUGGGACAUUCCAACACAAUAAAGCUCAGGGUUUAACCAAGAAGACAACUAGAGUAAUAUCUUCGAGUUCUGCUCCAAAGAGAUCCUUUGACUUGGCACUUCGACAAACGGAUCAGCGGAAAAGCCCGCAUAAUAUGUUCAGGCCUUUGUUAUCAAGUGUACCUAGUUCGACAUUCUAUUCAGGCAAAGCAAGUGCUGCACACCGUACCCUUGGAUCUCGACACUCUUCAGUCACAACCAGCAGUAAUGCUAGCUCUGAUCAAUGUAUGAGUAUUGCACAUGACACUGAAGAAGUUGAGCAAAAUCAGGAGGAUAUGAAUAGUGAACGUGUACAGUCAUUGUAUCAUGAUGCGGAGGAAGUGUUUACCCUAGAUAGUGUUGAUGGUAAAGUAGAUGGUUCCAUUGUAGUUGAUUCUGAAUUGGUUGUUGCUGAAGAUUUCAGACCACUGGAGAAAGAAAUGAUAGUCGCUGCAACUUCUCAAGUAUUGAGUCAUGAAACUGUUGUGGCACAAGCUGAUGCUCUCGAGCUUCUGGUAAUUUGUUCCAAAUGCUACAAGAGUUACCCUUGGAGUAAAUCAAUUGAAGAGGAUCCCAAACUCUGUCCAGACUGCAAAAGCUUGGAAGCACAACCGAGUUUGAGUUCCCCGUUAACUAAAAUGAUGGUCAGCACUGAUUCUCCCGGAGUUUCUACAGAUAUCAUAGAAUAUGGGCCAGUAGAUACUUACGAGACAUCUCAACUUUCACCCAAAUUGUCAGAAGUAACAUGCAAGGGUGAAUUGAAGGCUGGUCACCUUGAAGAGGUUUAUAGUUACUGCGAGAACCUCUGCAAUGAGAGCAGCUGGGACUUGACUUCAAAUAAGUCCAUUGAUCAGAUGCAUGUGGAAGGAGGCGAGCACUCUCUUGCCACACACCAAGUGAAUAGUCGCUCGACCAUUUGUACAUCUGAUUGUGACACUGGCUAUCAACAACCGCGGCCCCUCACCGACCACCCUAAUGCGAUUGUUGAUGUCCCAGAGGGUGCCGGUAUUUCUUUGCUGCUGAAGAGGUCCAGUAGUGGCAAAGGCCAUAUUGUUCAAAACAGGACACUCAGUGCCACUAGCAUUGCUUAUGAUGAUCUAUCCUACGUACGUGACAGUGUAAGCAGCAUGAGAAGCUCCAUUGGACAUGGCAGUGCAUCUGCCUCAUCUUCGGUUGAUUUUGGCUCAACUAGACAAAUAGAGGCUCGUAUUCAGCGGCAGUCCAGUGGGAGAAAGCCAGACGUAGAAACUUACCGGAAUGAGAUUUAUACAAAACUCCAACGCUCCACCUCAUCUUUGUCUGCUACUUCAAGUCAAGCACAGCAACCUUUGAGUCUUACAACAAGUUCUCAAGACGAGGCUGAGGUAUCUGCUUCCCAAACGGAAAAAAAUACUGAGGUUAAAAAUGUAGAUCCAGAAGAAUCAUCAUUGAACUUAUGCACUGAAGAUAAGAGUGAAAGUAUUUGUAGAAUUUCCUCGAAUCCAACAAGUCAUACAGAUGAAGCUUCAGCUGCAAACUUUGAGUGUAGUUUAUCUGAGAAUGGUGACAACAUAACAAACUCAGGUAAUUCCUCAGACAUUAAUCCUGUUUCAUCGGAUGUUAAGGAAGAUGUGCCAAAUUCUUGUGUUGUCAAUUUGCAUGUGACAGAAAUUUGCGAGCAGGAGUGUAUGGAUGCAAAAUGUGGAACAGAAAUUGAGAAAGAUAAUUUGCAAUCUGAUGGCAGUUCAAGGGACAGUGCAGAUGAAGUAAAGAAGUGUGCUUUACAUACACCAACUGACAAUGAUAUUACAGAUCCUGUUGAAGUAGAAGACUCAUCCAAUCAUGAAUAUGAGGAAUCAACUGUGGUGGUUGAGGGACAAGCUGGAGUGAAGACAAGAAGCCUGACAUUAGAAGAAGCAACAGAUACAAUACUGUUUUGCAGCUCGAUUGUCCACAAUUUGGCAUAUAAGGCUGCAGAUAUAGCCAUUGGCAAGGAAAAUUGUAUUUUGAUGGAUGCUUCCCGACCAAUGCUCACUGUUGUCGGCAAAGCUAGUCCAGAUAGAAGGGAUCUGUGGAGUAGAACCACAGCCAGGCGCAACUCUAGAUCUUCUCAAAAAGUUAAACAAAAGUUGAUGGAUUCUGAAUCAAAACCACCGCUUCCAAGCAACACAGACAGCGAUGAGAAAACCCAGAAACCAAUGGCUCGUAUUGUUGGGUCUCCUAGUAAGGGCGACACCAUGAAGCCUCCUCCGAAACUGGAAUCAAAAUGCAACUGCACAAUCAUGUGAGUCUGCCUUUCCACGUUGUUAAUCGAGCUAAUUUGCAGGAAAAUUGGUGCUGGGCAUAAUUUGAUAUGGACGCUAUUUGGAUAUUUUCCUAUUGCUUUUUUUGUUGCUUCCAAUUGAAUUUUAAAGUAACAUAAUCAUUGUAAAGUUUUUAAUUCUUGUUAGGCUGAUAAUAGCAAGGCAUUGGAGGUUCUUGAAUUGAAUGCCCCAUUGCCUAUAUUCUUGUUACAUCACUUGUAUGUGGCUUGUAGUUUUCCACUAGAGAGCAAGUGUGAAUUCUUUAAUUUUCUUGUUGCACUUUCAUGCUAUAAUGAAUUCCUUAGUAGAUUUUCUCCUCUUUUC
Molecule: messenger RNA, 4770 nt
Organism: Ipomoea nil (Japanese morning glory)
Lineage: Eukaryota; Viridiplantae; Streptophyta; Magnoliopsida; Solanales; Convolvulaceae
Product: mucin-17
Exons: 6
Coding region: 1099-4431 (1110 amino acids)
Biological process (GO): cortical microtubule organization
Cellular component (GO): cortical microtubule
Source: RefSeq, a predicted model, not a curated record